AUGGCCAUGUCGAUUCAAGCUCGUCGUCAGCCCCCGCCACAGCCACAAGCUUCCCCAAGUAUGAGGAUGCUGCAGCAACGGUUGAGCGGUCCAAUGUGGCGGUGUAGCUGGAGGGACUGUGGAGAAGAAGCCGGCAACAAGAAGAAGAAACGGGCGAAGAGGAGUGUCGAGACGCACAAGAUCUACAUCAUCAAGGUGCUGAAUCAGGUCCCCCCAAACAUCGGCAGCUUGAGCAAGGCCAUAGGCAUCAUGAACAGCUUCAUCGAUGACAUCUUUGAGAAGCUAACCCAGGUGUCGUUGAGGCUCGACGGCUACAACAAGAAGCCGAUUUUCACCUCCCUGGAGAUCCAGACGGUCGUCCGGCUCGUGCUCCCUGGCAAGCUUGCCAAGGACGCCAUGUCAGAGGGCACCAAGGCGGUGACCAAGUUCACCAGCUCUUAG
Molecule: messenger RNA, 441 nt
Organism: Syzygium oleosum
Lineage: Eukaryota; Viridiplantae; Streptophyta; Magnoliopsida; Myrtales; Myrtaceae
Product: histone H2B.5-like
Exons: 1
Coding region: 1-441 (146 amino acids)
Biological process (GO): nucleosome assembly
Cellular component (GO): nucleosome
Molecular function (GO): DNA binding; structural constituent of chromatin; protein heterodimerization activity
Source: RefSeq, a predicted model, not a curated record